UCUUUACCUCCUAGUGAUUUUUGUCCAAAUAAUAUUAAUCUGUCAAUUGUAUUACCAUUCAUCCAUUACUUCUAAGUAAGUGGCAAAACAAUAAAAAGCACUAAUCGUGGAUGAAUGGAUUUCAGAAGGUUUUUUUUAAAACAUUCUCGAAGAAGGUAUCAAACAUCAAAAUUUAAGCAAUAAAACAUCUAUAUUAACAAAUUCAUUUAUUUUUUUAAUCACCCACAUUCAUUUAUAUAGACUAUUUACUCACCUAUAAGUGACUAACAAAAAAAGAUAAAAGAUCAUAAAAUGGGAAAGAAAAUAAUUUUUUCAUCAACUGUUAGGAAAGGUACUGACAUGGGCUUAGGGCUGCUCUCCAACUAGCCAAGCAAAAAAGAAAAAGGGGGUUAGGGGAGAGCUAUUCAAUAUUCAUAAUUCUGUAAUAGGAAGUAACCCACUUGAUAAGGAGGGGUUAUUUCUCCCCAGUUUUCAGAGUAAUUUGCCACCCAAGCAACAUAGGACAGUUUCAUCAAUGGUAACUUAAAAGGCAAACAUUCUACAUAUAGCUAUUAUACUGCUCUGUAGAAAAAUCCCAAAUGCAUAAUGUCAGUUCUGCCAAGGCAAUUCAGUAGUACAGAUAAGGAUCAGGGGUGUAUAGUUCUAUAAAGGACGACCAGGAUUAUAGUCUGGAAAAUCCUGAAACAUGUAGGAUAGCAUUCCUCUUGAAUAACAAUUGUUUCCUAGAAUCUUUUGGGACAGAUACCUGUUAAAAUAGUUAUAGAGGUUUAUUAGAUACCCAGUGAAGUGCUUAUACUAAAGCCUCUGUGAAAAGUCAAGUGUCACAAUGCAUUAUUUACAGGAUUGUUUUUCUGCUUCCUGGACUUGUUACCUUCAGACAGGCCAUAAUUCAUUCAGUAAAAGGUCAUUCUUUCAAAAGGACUAAUCUUCAAGGCUGUAUUAGCCAGAAGAAAAGAGAGAGAGACCCAGUUUAGAUGCAGAGCGGUUGCUAGGGGUAAACAAAUUAUCACCAUUGUCUCCAUGAGCCAUCACUUAGGCCUUCUGCAUGGGAGCCUUUUGAAUGAGAAGACUGAUGUGGAAGGAACCUUAUUUGUUUACACAAGGUCUGCUUCUCCAAAGCAUGGGUUCACCAUUAUGAAUAGGCUGAGCAUGGAAAACAGGACAGAACCCAUUACUAAAGACCUGGAUUUCCAGCUUCAGGACCCUUUCCUUCUCUACAGAAAUGCCAGAUUGUCCAUUUAUGGAAUUUGGUUUUAUGAUAAGGAAGAGUGCCAAAGAAUUGCAGAGCUUAUGAAAAACCUAACUCAGUAUGAACAGUUGAGAGCCCAUCAAGGAGCUGGAGCAGGAGUCUCCCCAAUGAUCCUCAGUUCAGGAGAGGGGAAGGAAGUAGAUAUCUUACGAAUGCUCACCAAGGCCAAAGAUGAAUAUACAAAGUGUAAAACCUGUUCUGAACCAAAACAAAUAACCAGUUCAUCCGCCAUUUACAACAACCCCAAUCUCAUCAAACCAAUUCCAGUGAAGCCCGGUGAGAACCAGCAGCAGCGCAUAGCUUGGCCUGUCCAGACCUUAGACUCUGAAACCCAACACUUGUCCUUGACAGCGCUCUUUGGGAAGCAGGACAAAGCUUUGGGUCAGGAAACUGUGGAGUCUCCACAGACCCUCCAGCAGCAGCAGCAGCAGCAAGAGAAGUUCCCGAUUGGGAAGGGGGUUGUACGUUCCCUGUCCUAUGAGGAACCCAAAAGACACUCACCCCCUAUUGAGAAGCAGCUAUGUCCAGCCAUUCAGAAACUCCUGGUCAGUGCAGAUCUCCACCCAUUGUCAGAGCUGCCUGAAAACCAGCCCUGCAAAAAUGGCAGUACCCAUUCUGCUGGGGAGGAUGUCGUUGGACCUGCCCACCCAGGCUCUCCCCGGAAGACUGGGACUUCUCAUCGUGUGCACAGUGCUUCCAGAACUCAGAACCUGUUAGAGAAGCUGCAGAGUGCCCCAGGGGUAAUGAACAAGUAUGACCCCAGUACACCAGCACUUGCCAACUCAGCUGCCCCAAGCUUCAGCAUAGCCCUCACUGCUGCCACCCCUGCAACUCCAGUCAAGGGGGUGGCUCAACAACCACUGUUAUAUUUCAAUGGCUCCCUUCCACCUCAGGUGCUAGGACUUCAGGCUCGUGAAAAAGAACAGUCCACAAUCCCAAGACAAAUGCUCCCUUUCUCUGGCAAUCAGGCCAGUGGUUCUGGAGUGAUCUCCCCUCAAGAGUUACUGCAGAGGCUGCAGUCUGUGCAGCAGGAGCAGCAGCUGCAUACGUUCAACCGACCAGCCUUGGCGGCUAAAUUUCCUGUGCUAAUCCAGAGCUCGAGAACAGGGAAGUCCUUGGAAUCCUGGAUUAACAGGACAUCCAGCGCAGACAAGCAGCCUCCUCUUUUCCAGGUGAUCUCACCUCAGUGCAUCCCUGCUACAGCUGCUCCUUCUCUGCUCAUGUCCCCCAUGGUGUUCGCACAACCCACCUGCAGCCCACCAAAGGAGAGGGACAGUGGGCUCUUGCCCCUUGGAAGCCAGGAAGCAGCUGCCGCCUCCACGAGCCUCCUCCUGCCGCUGCAGAGCCAGGAGCCCUCCAUACUCAGCAGCAGCCCACUUACCAAGCUGCAACUUCAGGAAGCCCUGCUGUUUCUCAUUCAGAAUGAUGACAACUUCUUAAAUAUAAUCUACGAAGCGUAUCUCUCCAACAUGACACAAGCAGCCAUGAAAAAGACUAUGUGAAAGCAAAAUACUUUAAAACUGAUUUUCAAGGUCCUCCAGCUCAAGGUUCUUUCCUGUUAAGUGUUGUUACCCUAAAUGUUUCUGCCUUUUUAAAAACAGUGUGUGUGAUAUGAAGUAAAUGUUUCAGACAUUUUUUUCGUCAAGCUCUUUUUAAAAACAAAAAAACAAGUCCUUUAGCAUACCUGGUACUAAAAAUUGAAUGGGUAAAAAAAGGUUUUUGCUAAUAUCACAAAGUAAAUGCCAAAAUUAAUUUUUUUUUCUUACGUGUAUGGGACCAUUUGGAGAAAAAUUAGCCUCCACACAGAGGGCUGUUCUGGAAACUUGGUUUCUUUUUCAAAAGCUCUGGUUAGUCUGUGGACAUAGAUCACCUGUCAUGUUCCUGUUGCCAAGCUUUGCGUGCCUAAUUGCACGCCCACCACAAGGUGGCAGUGUCACCCGCAGACUCACCUGUGCAGCCCUUACCACCACUUUGGAAGUAAUGCUGGUUUGCUUGUACCAGACAAAAUAAACCUUCUGUUUGUAAAAAUCCAAUUGGCAUAUUUUCCUCGGGCCUUUGAAGGAAAUUAUUUAUAAAUGUAUUUAUAGCUAGUUUCUAGAGGAGAGUUGUUCUAGGAGUCUGUCCACAAAUGGCCCAAUUUCCAGUAACACCUCUUUUAUCCCCGCUCACGCUGUUUCUUUUGGACUCAACCGGUAGAAUAUGCCUGCCUAUAUUUCCAGAUGAACAUUUUAUUGCCUUUAGCAAAACGUGCUGAGAUGAAGGUCACAGAGGGUUUUAACAUCUUUUCUUAGCUUUUAAGGAUGGUUUGGAGGCAUAGUGAUAAGGCUUCUUCAAGCUCUGUAGCAGAUUGGUCUUUAUAUUCAGAAAUGAGGAGCUCAGCCUUGGGAGGGAUCAGAGAGAGCCCUUGCCAGGAUGUUAAGGCCAAAAAGAGUGGGCCUGGGAAUUACUUUCUGCUGAGUAUUAGUAAUAAAUAAAGCUUUGCAUUUCUAUAGCCCUUUUUAUUCUGGAUCAUAAAAAAGAUAUUUAGAUGACUGCACAGAAGUACUUCUAUUCUCAUUUUAUAGGUCAUAAAAGGAGGCACAGGAAAAGUAGGUCCCCUCACAGCUUCUUACUUAGAGAACUGGGCUUUUGGCUCUAGACCUUUAUUCAGGCGCACCAUCAAGCAAAGGGCUGAUCUGAGGACCACCUCCGGCUUCUCGCAGGAGAGUACUUCUGAGGAGAAGGGGUGGGUGGGAAGGCAGUGACACCCACUGAACCCUCGUUAUGUGCACAAGGCAGAGGACUCUGCUGUUGUCCUCCUAUGUUUGGGAAGGAAUGGUCUCUUUUGUUUCUUUGAUAUCUCCUACAACAUCUAGCACAGUGAAAAACCCAUGUGAUAUUCUGACAGAAUACUUGGGAUUGAUUGGUAAUUGCUCAUAUAAUAUCUUAAUAUUCUUAUGAGGAGACUGGGGCAAGGAGAGAGACACUCAUGGACCCAUUACCUAAAAUCGAUGACUGUGCUCACUUCGGGAAUACAGAGACUAAAACUGGAACAAAAUCAAUGAUAUACAUAACUGCUGGCCACCUUUCUUUUUUUAUCUCUUUGAUCUUUAUUACAUGUUUAGAGUUUCUUCUCUCAGUAAGGAGAAAUGAAUUCCAUUCUAAAUGUUUCUAAUAUAUUUGAGAUAGCAACUGGCUAAUUUCAUGAAAAAAAUUUUUACCUCAGCAUUAAAUAGAUAAGAUAUAAAGAAAUAUCAGUUGCAGCAGCUAAUAUGAAAAGAUGCACAUGAGUGAUAAAGGAAUGGACCCCAGCCCAAGCGUAGACAGACCUGCACUGCAGGCUACACCCGGGCCUCUGUGGGUCAGCACCACAGGAAUUGUUUUGAAAGUAGUAAAGUCUCUAUCCGUUACUAGAAUGAUAUACUUUCACAGUGACAGGCCCAAUUCAUUUGGACCAAAGACUAAGUUACCAUCUUAAAGGACACUUGGUUCUGAGGUACUUAUUCCUUCUAUACAGUGAAGCAAAGAAGACCUGUGAGGAAUGGAUCAAAGGGGUUAUCUAAGGCACCCAAAAUUAGAUCUCAUAUAUAAAACAAACUUUUUUUCUUCCCAUUGCCACCACAAAUUCUGAGACCAGCACUGACCCCACUCCCAGGCAUCGCUGACUCCCAGGCAGCAGAUCCGAGCUAACUGAAUUCAGACAGAACCCUGAGAUUCUGUUCCUAAAGGCAGCAUUGCCCGAUGCUGUGGGUUUCAACCUUGUCUAAGUUAUAGAAGUCAGUUCUGCCUGGUGCAGAGGACAGAACACAGGCUUUGUCAGACAGACUCGCCUUCGGUACCUGGACAAGUUUCCUCACAUACUGUUUUCAUUUGUAAAAGGAAAGUAAUAACCACCCAACAAGGCCCUUAUGGGUAUUAACUAGGAGCAACACAUGUAAAAUGCCUCCUCCUGCCACGCACUCACAAGUACGAGUUCCCUCCUGCCCCUCUGCCUCAUCUGCUGUGCCCAGGCCCCAACACCAGGUUGAGGCCCCCCGAGGCUGGGCUGCACUCCAGCCGCCAGCCACCAUGUGUUCUGACUGACAUUGACAUGUAUGUCUCUGGGCACUUAGCUCUACUCUGUUCUCCCUUCACUUCUUUUUUUAAAAAAUAUAUUUUAUUCAUUAUGCCAUUACAGUUGUUCUAUUUCCCCCCUUCAUUCCCCUCCACCCUGCACCCUCCCCCACCAUUCCCCCCCUUUAGUUUAUGACCAUGUGUCUCAAGUUCUUUAGAUUCUGUAUUUCCCCUACUAUUCUUGCCCUCCCCCUAUCUAUUUUCUACCCACUGUCUAUGCUACUUAUUUUCUGUACCUUCUCCCCCCUUCUCCUUCUCCCACUCCCCUGUAGCUAACCCUCCAUGUGAUCUUUAUUUCUGUGGUUCACUCCUGAUCUAGCUGUCCUCUUAGUUUGCUUUUGUUUUAGGUCUGCCACCUUGAGCCCUCAGUGGGUCUGCCCGCUGCUACUCCACACCUGGGAUCCGCCCAUGGCUGCCUGCUCUCUGGGUUGCUUGCCUGGGUCGGUCCAGGGUCGGUCCAGUGUAUCUUUCCUGCCCGACCCCGCUGCACUGCUGGCUUCGCCCCUCUUACUGAUCUGGCCGGGUCUGGCUGAAAGGUUCAUUGUUGUCAGACUUCCACAUAGUUCAGUUUUCUGUGAUUUGGCUGCGUUUUUGUUGCUAAAACUUUGUUGUUUUUAAACUUGGUUGUGCGAGAAGGCACAGGGUUUCCACCUACGCCUCCAUCUUGGCAGAAGUCUCUCUCCCUUCACUUCUUUAUCAAUAAAAUCAUGCUUAUCCCUUCCUGCCAAAGCAAGUGCCAUGAGCUCUUUAAGACAAAGAUGCCAGUUUAACCCAAGAUGUUAUUGUUGUUACUGCCCUACAUUUAUUGGUGAAGUACCAUUUUAAUAGCAGAGCCAGAGAAGACAGUGCUAUUUGAUAGAAUUUAUAGUCCCUGAACAGUCUUCUGAAAGGACACACAUUGCUCGGUCUACCCCCUUGGAAUGCCAGGCAUGGUGAUAGUUGGAGAUUGAGAAAAACCUUUGUUAGCAUCUUGAAGAAUUCCUGGUGUGUGGUCCCAGCUCUUCUGAUAUACACGAAUGGUUUCUUCCAGCUAGUUCAAAGGUAGACCAGGGCGAAAUAUUCCCAGGCUGGGGUUCUCCCCUGAAGGCACAUGUUGCUUGCAUCUGGUACAUUUAUUCUUCCCUCAAACACUGUUAGCCCAACACUUUUCUAAUGUCCUCGUAUGGACAGAACUCUGCUUUCUUCCUCUUCAAUGAAGAGGGUGCAAAUCAGAGAAGAAAGUGCCUUUCCUCCUAAAGAAAUGUCAACUAUUGAAUAGCAUUAGCCCUAUUUAGUUCUCUUGGGUGCUAAAGAGAAAACAAACAGUUGACACAUGUUAAGACUUAUGUCCCUGGUAUUAUAAUUUAAGGAUGGGAGGUAUCAGUCAAAGACUAAGCCUCUGAACAUCAGGCUUCACUUAGGUUCAACUAUAUGUUAGUGCAGACACAGGGAAUAAAAGAAGCUCAAAAUUAACUGCAGGGAUAGUUCAUUGUUUGGCAGGGCUGGGGUGGGGUAGAGGUGUAGGGUUAGGAGUGAUGUCUCCAGACUGUGGACAAAUUGGCUGCUUGCGUGCACCUCCUGGCAAUAUAGAAGCCUUUUUUUUUUUUUUUUUCAUAGUUUCUGCUGUAUUUAGACAGGUAUCUCCUCCCUUUUCAAUGAAAUCAGCUUUCUUCUCAGGCUUUGGAAUGUCGAACCAACUUUAAGGUUAAAUUCACCAUUUGCAGCCAGCAGGUUGUAGCACCACUUCAUCAUGCAGAGUUGCCUGGCUGCAGAGAUGGGUGGAUCUCACCAACAUCUUGCUGAAUACUUGAUUUUUAGGCUUCAAAUGCUCUCCUUACAAAUAGGGGAGUGAGAGGGGCACUUUCAAAUACUUGUUAUAUUUAACUCAACCUUGAGUAUUAAAUAGAGUUUUACCAAAUUGAGUUAUGAGUAGUGCCUUCCAACAGCUCAGAGCCCUGAGAGAAGUACACAAAUAAAACUGUGUGUGCAGGUGAUAGUCUUAAAACAUAGGGUGAUGGCUGGAAGCAGAGCCCCAUCAGUCAUGUUUUCCAGGGGCUGGGCCGUGGAGACAGGCAUUGUGGCUCUGAGCCAGCUAGCACAGCCCAAACUAUGCAGCCCGAAUUAAGGGCACAGCAGGAAGGAAGCAAAGAAUGCUCUAAAUAACCAAGAGAAAGGGUGGGAGACCCUACAGUUGUAAGCCAAAAUCUAAGAAUACUCCCACAAGUCUGAGGACAAAGAUAAAAGUCACUGAAUAUCUAGGUGAAAGGUGAGGAAGAACAUACCAAGGAGGUUGGCUGGCAUUGAAACAGACACUUGAGGGCAGUGUUGGGAGUGCCCAGCCUUCGUGACACUGUGCUGUUGUACAGCAAGGCCACCAGGCCGGAAGGCAAGAUGCCUGCAGGGGCCUGUGAUGAAGGUCGCAAGUCCCUUCCAGCUGUGUCUACACACAGCGCUAUGAAAGACAUAGCCUAGGUAGAGGAGGCUUCAGCUCCUCUGAGGAUUUUUUUCUCACUUCCUACCACCUGGCCAAUAGGUAACGCCAACCAUGACUUUUCUCAGCACAGCUAGAGCCUAAGUAAUCCAUUUCAGAGCUCCAAAGACUGAGAAGGCAGUCUCAACAUCUAGGUUGCCGUGAGUUCCUUAUCCCACGUUACUCCGAGUCAAAGAGAUCUGGAUUCUAAUCCUGCCACCUGCUAUCUUUUUCCUCAGCCAAGUAUCGGGGGGAAAUUCUCAUGUAUGGUUAUCAUGCCAACAUAGAAAUUGUUGCCUUGGGUCGGAGAAAACCCAUCCAGUUUAUGCAGUGGCAUUGUCCAUUGCCCCAAUGGAAUAUGCAUGGGAAGAGCUUGUGCUUCACGCCCAUCUGUCUCAAAGGUGAGGUGCAUCUCAGCUUCUCUGUGUUGCCAUGUAUAGCUCAUCAUAAAUCUGUCCGGAAUUCUGUUUCUUGCUUCCAAACUUUGUGCCCAUAGCACUUUCCAGGGUUAUGAGUUUCUUAGGUUUUAUUCCCUUCUGUGUACAUAGUAGUUCACUAGGUAUGCCCAGGGACUAAGAAGCUGUGGGUUGAUGGGAAAUCUGUAAGUAACAGACCCUUAUAGGAUGAGGGGCCAGCCUGUUCUGCAGAGCCAGCCUGUGUGUGAAUGUCCAUGACCUGUCAGAAGCCCCUGAAUUCCCCAGACCAGUCAGUAAUGUCACCUAAGGGUUGUUCCUAGGUUUGGGUUCCUGAAAAUUUUUUAUCCUCCUCAAUGCGUUUCCUUCCCCCUUAGUCUGCUUUCACUGGGAGAUAUCAGAGAAAUGUGCCUCGUUUGCUUGUGUAUAUUCAGAAAGCAUAUCUAUUUUUCCCAUCCACUGGAAGUGAGCUGCUUUCCCCCAAACUCUUUACCACAUGCCAUGUUGGGGGGGGGGUGCUUCAUUCAUUCAUUUAUGCAUGUAUUCACUCAGGAAUCAUGUGCCAUUCUCUGUGUGCCAAUACAAAGUUGAGUAAGACCUGGUCCCCUCCCCAAGGAUCUCACAGUCCAGCUGAAGGGAGACUAGUUAUAAAACAUGAAAAGGACAAUAAUUGAUGUGCUUGGGAUGUAAUGACUCCGCUAAGGCAGACAGGAGGUUGAGAGGAGGCUUCUAGGCAGAGUGCCUAAGCUGGUUCUUAAAGGGUAGGUAGAGGGUUGACAAAAUGGACGUAGCCAGGUGUUCAAGCAAAUAAAAGAUGACAGGAGAUAUGAAGUCAAGAAACGAAGGUGUGUGCGUGUGUGUAUGUAACUGGACAGGGCAUAGAGAGGCAGAGUACCUGCUAUGCAGAGUUGCUGAAACUUAAAUGGAGAGAGAGAGGGUGGCAGGAGAUGUGACUGAAGAAAGCACAGGCCAAACUCUGUACAAUAGGGGCUCAUUGAUGGAUCAAGCAUGGAGGGCUAUGAUCAGAUCUGUAAGAGAAGGAGGGAGUAGGGGAGAGAGACAGUGGGCAGUAGAGAUGCCUUCAGGAGAUAGCAGUGCUGGUCCCACUGGGAAAGGAUGAUGGUCCGAUCUCAGGCAAUGAUGGCUGAGAUGUAAAAAAGAGAGAAGAGACAGAUUUAAGAGAUACUUAGGAGACAAAAUUGCUAAAUCUUAGUUAAUGAUGAUCUGUGAUUAGUAAAGGAGAAGUCAAGAAUGACCCCCAGGUUUCUAGCUUGGUUGACUGGGUUGACGAUAACCUAGAGAUCAAAUGAGGACAUGCUGGCUAGAGUUAACAGUAAUAACAGAUAGCCCCUAUUUAGUUCUUCAUAUGUACCAGGCACUAUUCUUGGCACUUAGCAUGUUACUUCAUUUGUCCUUCACUGAAACCCUGCAACAUAUCCCCUAUUUUAUGGCUGAGGAACCUGGAAUUAAGUUCAUUUCUUCUUAAUUGUACCUUUUUACUCAGUCUAUUCAUCGGCAGAACCGUUCCUUCUCACAGCCCAGACGAAUGCUGGGAUGGCAAGGAGGCAGCAUGAUGUCCACAUUUGCAGGCUGGCCUAGGCUUGGGCCUAUAGCAAAUGCUUCCCAAGCCUAGAUUCCCCCCACAAUUGAUGACAGCAGGACAGAGUUGGUCUUAGGAAUGAGGAGAUCUGGGUCCCAUGGGCCCAGACUGACAACCUCCCAGAGUCCAAUCCCAAUAUUCUGUUGUUCUCCCUGGGUGUCAGCAAAGGGCCCCAUGGCCCCCUCAUGGUCUCUGGCUCUCACAAAGUCACUCUUGAAAGCUUCCUGACCUCCCUGGGCAGAAAAGUUUGUGUCUCUGCCUGUGUUUCCCAGGCAGAACCCCUCAGCAAGCUCUGGGGGCCUUUCACCCACUCCAGCUGCCACCCCUUGGUUCUCCUGAGGGAAGCAGCAGCCACUUCACAUUGGUACCUCAGAUAUCCCCUUGGUUGAAUGAAUUGAAAUGUGGUGGCCAAGGGAAGGGCUGGGAGCUGGGUACUGCUCUCUCCUCCUCCCCACUACCCAGGCCUAGCUACCUGUAGGGUGCUCUGCCCUUAGCGAAUGCCCCAACCAGGGCACUUGGAGGCAGCCUCCUGCAGAGGUCAGGACAAGGCCUAGGAGACCUAGGUUCUAGUUCACCCAUUACUAUUAACCUGCUGCAUGGCUCCACCACCCCGCACCCUGUAUGUCAGCUUCUCUGUUUUUAAAAAGAUGGUUGGACAUCAUAACAAAGAACAACAGCCUCCCAUAUGAGGAGCUCUUUGCAGUUCCUAUGAACCAGGUCUUGUUGGGGCCAUUGCUUGCAGAAGGACCUGUGACAGCUUUUGGUCCAGUGGGGCUGUCCUGAUUUGGGGGAUAUUGGGGACCCCUCCAUAGCUCAGAUGCAGGUGCGCCAUCCUUUGUUCCAUCACACUCCAAUGGGGAAAAGUAAAGGCCCGCAACUCCACAGUUCAACCUCAGCUGGGGCCUGCAGAGCCUCAGAGGAAUUUUGCAGGAACAGAGGUCCUUUCAGUUCUCACGACCAAAGAUUCUGGAGAUGCAAGUUCUCUUUCUUUUUUAGAGCAACUCAGUUGUCAUCAAUAGAAUGACCCCAUAAUCGAGCAUCCAAGUGAGGAUACUUCUGGGCAUGAACUAUUCAUAAUUACAGCAGAUAGUGGGCAUGAACUUGGAGCAUCCUGGGCAAAUGGGGACAAGUCGCCACCAAGUGUCUCACCAUAUAUGCCCUGCCACUGGCCAGCCCCAAACAAGCACAAGUUCAGCCAUUCAGUUAGCAUCGGCCUUAGACUAAGCCUAAAAGAAACCAGACAGCAGGCAAAUAGCCACCCCUGGAGUCAGGAAGCUGAGUUCUGAGCCCAGUUCUGCCAUUAAUUUGCUGUAUACAACUAAAGCCAGGUCAUGUGAACACACUGAGCCACAACUUCCUUUGUCAAAUGAAGGGUUUGAACAACCUGUGGUUUCUUCCAGCCUCAACAUGCAGCUCUCUUUCUCCUUUGGGGUCCUUCCUUUUUCACUAAGGUGUAAGCUCAAGGGAGGUCACUACCAAAGGUGGCCUUUUGUCUUGAGUGUAAAAUGACUACCGCAUUCUCUGCCUCCACUACUACCUGGAGACAGGCCCCCCCAUGCCAAGGACAGGGAUGCUUUGGAGUUUUGUGAGAUGGCUUUGUAUCCUGUUUGGGCUCUGCCAUUGAUUCCUUCUGAGGUCCUGCAAGUUACCCACCAUUUCUUAGCCUCCCUUAGAGAACCAGGUGCCAGCUCCGCAUCAGCAGGUACAGUGGUCCUAGGCCGGCCCCGUGGCCCCUGCCUGCUUCUCUCAGGUGCCCUUUUGUGCUCAGCUUGAGACCCCUCUUUGACCUUGGCCAAAGGCACUGAUUAUAAUCAGUGAACCUGAGGAAGGAUUUUGUGAGAUGAUAAUCCAACCCUCCAUUUCCAGGUGAAGACACAGGCCCAGAGAGGGGUUUGGACCUGCCCAAGGCCAUGCAACUAGUUAGUGGUGGAACCAGGACCACUGCAACUGCCACCUUGGACUUCAGUGGCCUCUGUCCCCAGCACAGCACAGUUCUCCCCCCAAGGGACUCAGGCAUCAGUCAACCUUUAGGAACUGUUGAUUUAUAAAGCUGCUGCGUUUCCUUCCAGCUUCUGAAGUGUUUUACAGGCAUUAAUUAAGGAAGGUUCUCAGCAAGCCCAGGAGGGAAGGAAGGAAAGAGUUUGAUGGGGAGAUUCUUCAAAGGACCAGUUUCCCCUGCUAGGUGCCUCUCCUGUUUUUUCUGUAACUCUUCAGUCUCCUCAGACACACACAUGCACAUGCACACCAGCCCAUUUCUAGCAGCCUUCUGGUGUCCUCCAUAACAGAGCUCUGCUAACUUAUUCUGAUUGUGUCUCUGAUGCAUCCUGGAGCUUUGUCCCCAGUAGUUUGACCCCAACCAGCAGUGUGCAGGGGAUGCUCCAUAGUCAGAGUCACUUCACCUCACACACCCUCCCACCAGCCUCCCCUCCUCCCAAAAUUCAUUCCUGAAUGUUUUGCACACUCCAGCUCAAGUCAUCUCCCAUGCUGUGGAGAAAUAAUCCUUUAUUUGCUUUCUCAUUACGGUGAGAGGGGUUCACAGGGGAAGCCCAGGACCAAGAGGCAGGUACUUCAGUGUCUGUGCUAGAGCACUGGGUCAGCUCCCAGGGGCUACCAUAACACAGCACUGCACACUGAGGUUUAAACAACAGAAAUACAUCAUCUCACAGUUCUGAGGCAGAAGUCUGAGAUUAAGGUAUCAGCAGGAUCGGUUUAUUCUGAUGGCCAUGAGGAAGCAUCCAUUCUAUGACUUUUGCUUACCUUCUGGUGGUUUCUUGGCAAUUUUGGCUUCCUUGGCCUACAGAAGUGUCACUCAGUCUCUUUCUUUAUCUUCAGAUGGUGCCUUCCCUGUGUGCAUGUCUGUCUUCCAACUUCCCCUUUCCAUCAGAGCACCAGAAGUAUUGGAUCAGGGCCUACCCUAAUCCAGGAUAACCUCACCAUGACUAAUUACAUCUGCCACAACCCUAUAUUUGCAAAUAAGAUCACAUUCUGAGGUACUGGGGGUUAGGACUUCAACAUUUGAAUUUUGGGUGGGCACCAUUCAACCCAAACAACUAUGUUACUGAAAUUCCAUAAAUCAGGGUCCUCUUGGACUAAUUAGUGUCUGUACUGGUGGCCUGAGUGACUCACAUGAGAAAUGUUCCUGUUUAGACACCAAGACCCACCAACCAGUGGCUGGGGUUCUAUAGCUAGAGAGCUGUAUGUAUGAGUUCCUUCACAACUGGCCGUGGUGGGUACAAACCAAUGUUGAACACACAGCUCAGGUGUAGUCUGGCGUACCUUCCAGUGAGGAGGACACUGGGCAUGAGAGGUUUUAACCCCAAGAGCCCAGAGUUAGAGCUCUGUCUUGUGUUCUUUGUCACUGUCUUAGGUUGCAUUUUUGAUGUUCAUCAGACCAAGGUGGCCUGCUCUUGGCAAGAAGGAGCUGGUGUUCUUCUGACUGUAGAGACCCACAACUCUCAGUGUUCAUUUGGUUUAAGUUUCUAAUGGCUAUGCUUAAUUCUAUGCUUAUUCUACCUUAAUUCUGACUCCCUAUACUGCCACUGUGGCUCUUUCAUUUUCAUUGCUUCUCUUUCUCUCUCUCUUAGGCAUGCAAAAAAAAAAACAAACCCUGAAUUAAUCAUACUCCUUAGUUUAUAUAAACCUUUAUUAUCAGUUUGGACAAAGACCCUUUUUAAUUUUACUCAUUUCUUCCCUCUUAUGUCCAAGCCCCGCUUCAUUGCCUUUCUUCCCAACAGCAUCCCCUGCAUCCAUUCUGUUUGGUCCAAUGUGCUCCUUCUUGUUCAUCUGAGUUCUUGCAAAAUGUGUGUUGUUUUGUGUCCAUCAAUUUUAUUUUAAUUUCUGUUGAAGAUAACAUGCAUACAUAAAAAAUGCAGGCUCUUAAGUGGAAAACUCAAUGAAUUUUAAGAAUAACUGUACACAUGGGCCAGCCAUCUGUGUUAACCUGCCACCCAGAUUAAGAUCUGAACACAUCCAGUGCUCCUGAAGGUUGCUCACACCCCUUCUCUGUCAAAAGUAACCCCCAGAGUUACUGUCCUUCUGAUCCCUACCAUCAUAGACUGCUUCCCUGAAUUUCAGAUAAAUGGAGUUACAUAGCAUAUAGUCUUUAUCAUCUUUUUUACCUGGCUUCUUUGACUCAUGUUGUUUUUACCAGUGUAUGGCAUUUAGUCAUGUGAAUCUUUGAAUUGUUAGACCUGUUGAUGGACCUCUGCAUGUCUCCAAGGUUAUGACUUUCAUGAAUAAAGCUACUAUGAUUUUUUUUGUGCA
Messenger RNA from Artibeus jamaicensis (Jamaican fruit-eating bat), 14066 nucleotides. RefSeq names its product decapping mRNA 1B (gene DCP1B). Bases 1021 to 2751 code for a protein of 576 amino acids. Gene Ontology annotation, molecular function: mRNA binding; enzyme activator activity. Gene Ontology annotation, cellular component: P-body. The record is from RefSeq and is a predicted model, not a curated record. Lineage: Eukaryota; Metazoa; Chordata; Mammalia; Chiroptera; Phyllostomidae. Gene Ontology annotation, biological process: deadenylation-dependent decapping of nuclear-transcribed mRNA; positive regulation of catalytic activity; deadenylation-independent decapping of nuclear-transcribed mRNA. The transcript has 9 exons.